AUGGACGCUACCAGAUCCAAGUCCUUUGCAUCCUCCCUGAACGAGGGGAUCUUCGAGAGAUCAUUGUCCUUCAGUAUGCUGUCGCUUCCACCGACUUCGCGUCAGAAAUUAGCGAGGACGUUAUCGAACUGCUCGCAGCAAUCCAGCGGAGGCUACACCAUCCCUGUGCACCACAAUACCGAGGACUUCGUCGCCCCAGUGUUGGACACCACGACGGAGAUCUUGACCAACCCAGCGUUGGACUUGAACGACGUUAAUAUAGUGUGCUGCUGUGAAGAGGAAGACGAUGAGCAGGCUACAGAUAGAGACUCCAAUGACGAAGCGUCAUCUCAGCCCAAUAACCAUCUGAAGCUGCUGCUUACGGCACAUGGACAGCACCCGCAUAACCACACCCACCCAAAGAAGCCGAGAUCACGCUCACGCUCGAGAUCGUCCAUCAGUAAAUCGCUUAUGAGCUCUAUGUCUCCCACCGGCACCUCAUCACAACUGCAGUUGGCUUCCAAACUGCACCAUAGCUCGGUAGGUAAUAUCGGCCCAGUGUCACCGUCAGUUCACCUGUCCAAAUCAAACGUGUCGCUUCACCAAUUCCAUCAACAGCAUCAAGAUAUGAGCAACUCGCCAGAUCGCAAGACCAUCAAAUUCUAUUCAUUUGCCGAUAUGUUGGACAAUGAGAAGCAGGAAGAACAACCCUUCAGCGAUGAAGAUGCAUCUAUGGGUUCACCACCUGAAUUCAGAGGGUUUUCGUUCUCUGAGCCAGCUCCAGUUGAUGACGAUAUCCAUCACAAGAGAACUAACAGUAGCCAUUCCCCACCGGUGUCUGUGGAUGGGUUCCAGACUAUCUCGAUGAGAGAUUACAUUUCCAAAUUGAACUAA
Messenger RNA from Dujonia railenensis, 873 nucleotides. Lineage: Eukaryota; Fungi; Ascomycota; Pichiomycetes; Serinales; Debaryomycetaceae. The record is from the annotation of a GenBank genome assembly.